This is a messenger RNA of Megalops cyprinoides (Indo-Pacific tarpon), 1819 nucleotides long. Its product is annotated as meprin A subunit alpha-like. Gene Ontology annotation, biological process: proteolysis. Lineage: Eukaryota; Metazoa; Chordata; Actinopteri; Elopiformes; Megalopidae. The transcript is spliced from 12 exons. Gene Ontology annotation, molecular function: metalloendopeptidase activity; zinc ion binding; protein binding. Gene Ontology annotation, cellular component: membrane. The record is from RefSeq and is a predicted model, not a curated record. The coding region runs from base 1 to 1797 and encodes 598 amino acids.
AUGGGCUUGUUCCAGCUUCUGCUCCUCACUGGACUUAUUGCAGUGCCUAAUUCAUAUGCUGUAUAUUCGGAUGAGCAGAAUGACGGCGAUUUUAAUCCAUACCUUAACCUGGGUGCAAAAACUCCACUGAUUGAAGGAGAUAUGGCAAUACCUCCAGGACGCAAUGCUCUCAGCAACACUGCAUACAGAUGGAAAUUUCCCAUACCUUACAUUCUGGCUGAUAGUCUGGAUCUGAAUGCCAAAGGUGCCAUCUUCCAAGCAUUUGAAAUGUACCGCUUGAAAUCCUGCGUAGACUUUAAGCCAUACAAUGGAGAGAAGACAUACAUCAAGUUUGAGAAAUUUGAUGGGUGCUGGUCCAUGGUUGGAGACCAGCAGACUGGUCAGAACCUCUCUCUAGGCAGCGGGUGUGACCACAAGGCAGUGAUUGAGCAUGAGCUUCUGCAUGCCCUGGGCUUUUACCAUGAGCAGUCCCGCACAGACCGUGAUGACUAUGUGGACAUCUGGCUUGACCAAGUCAUUCCAGGCUUGGAGCACAAUUUUAACAAGUACGAUGACAGCUAUAUUACUGACCAAAACACUCCCUACGAUUAUGAGUCUAUCAUGCACUAUCGUCCGUACUCCUUCAACAAGAAUGCAAGUAUUCCAACCAUCACCACGAAGAUUGAGGCUUUCAACAACAUCAUCGGCCAGUACUUGGACUUUAGCAGCCUUGAUGUUCUGAGGCUGAACAGGAUGUAUAAUUGCUCCUCAUCUCUCACACUGCUGGACCAGUGUGCCUUUGAGUACAUCAACAUCUGUGGCAUGAUCCAGAGUUCUAGUGAUGAUGGAGACUGGGUUCACACCUUGAGCUCUCCCGGGACAGAAGAUCACACUCUCUCUGGCCGCUGUAGAGAGGCAGGUUACUACAUGUAUUUCAACACUCAAACUGGAAAGGUGGACGAGUCUGCUCUGCUAGAGUCCCGGACUCUGUACCCCAGGAGAGAGCUGCAGUGUCUGCAGUUCUUCUACAAGAUGACAGGAAGCAUGAAGGACAGGCUUGUGAUUUGGGUGAAAAUGGACGACGGGACAGGAAAAGUCAGAAAACUGAUGAAAAUGCGAACAUUUUAUGCGGAUGACGACCAUACUUGGAAAAUUGCCCAUGUGCCUCUGGAAGUGGGUGUGAAAUUCCGCUACGCUUUCCAGGCUGUCCGAGGAGACCCAGCUCAGUCCAGGGGCGGGAUAUUCAUUGAUGAUAUCAGCCUGACAGAGACCCGCUGUCCCAAUGCAGUCUGGCAGAUUCACAACUUCUCCCAUGUGCUGGAGACAUCCAACCGGAGCACUGUUCUCCUGAGCCCGCGCUUCUACAGCCCCGAGGGGUACGGCUACGGGCUCCGCCUCCUGCCGCACUCGGACCACGUGGACUACACAGGGGGGUACACGGGGUUCUUCUUCCAGCUCACCAGUGGUGAGAAUGAUGCCGUCCUGCAGUGGCCCGCGGUAAACAGACAGGCCACCAUCACCGUGAUGGACCAGGAUCCUGACAUCAAGUUGAGGAUGUCCUCAGCCCGCAGCUUGACCACAGACAUGAGGAAGACUGAAGAUGGCAAACUCUUCUGGGAUAAUCCUGCAAAAACAGGAACCUAUGAUGCAGCUUGUCAGUGCUACAGAGGAAAUUCAUGGGGAUGGCAUUCAUUCAUAAAACACUUUGACCUGCGCCGACGGAAUUACAUGAAAAACGAUGACCUUAUUGUCUUCAUUGAUUUUGAAGAUCUAACGUCCCUGAUCAAAACUGAAGUCCCGGUCAAUCCAAAGCAGUGAGCUGGCUGAUGAAGUUCAUAUC